GUUUUACUCUAGAACUCGUGAGGUGCACACGUUAUAGCUGAAAGCCGGCUGAGUGAAGUGAUUUGGCACGCUUCUUUGCAGUUAUACACAGGUAGUAAAGCUUACCUUCAUCAGCUGUUUUAUCGAGGCCACCGUUGACCUUUUUAUUGGAAGCCUGAUGCAGAUCUAGAGUUUAGCUAACAAAGGCACAACAAAAUGCUACGAAUUGUACAAACAACCGCACGAAAGGGUGGCCGUUGGUUGGAGAGUGGAAACUUGUUGUGGCGAGAUGGUUCCAGGAAGGAUGGAUUGGCCGAUGGGUUGAGGUCAGUUUCGAUCGGAGGAUGUGCGCAGCAAGAUGGAAUUAUCAGUAGGACGAUGUCGUCACUGGCAGGCGGCGAAAAGGGCGAUACUCAACAGAUCUCAUCGAGCCAAAGCAGCAGUAGUGGCAGUGCGAACACGACAACCGGCCGCAGCAGUAGGAAGUUGCAGGAACAAACUCACUCUAGCUCUCCCCUGACCGACAAGUUCGGUAGGUUUCACAGUUAUCUGCGAAUAUCGCUCACGGAAAGGUGCAAUCUACGCUGCAAGUAUUGCAUGCCCGCCGAAGGCGUCCAGCUCUCACCCAAGGACAAACUACUGACCGCGGACGAGGUACUCCGACUGGCCAGUCUCUUCGUUCAGGAAGGCGUCCGAAAGAUCCGUCUGACCGGUGGCGAACCCACGGUACGGAAAGACCUCACCGAAAUCAUCGAACGACUGAAGCGCAUUCCACUGCUGGAAAGUGUCGGAAUCACGACGAACGGCCUCAUGUUGACCCGGCAGCUAGUGGGCCUCCAGCGGGCCGGCCUCGAUGCGCUCAACAUCAGCUUGGACACACUGAAGGCGGCCCGGUACGAGCAGAUCUCCCGGCGCAAGGGAUGGGAACGGGUCAUAGCCGGAAUCGACCUCGCCAUCCAGCUGGGCUACAAACCGAAAGUGAAUUGCGUUCUUAUGAAAGCUUCAUCACCAUACAUAUCAUCCGCAUCCGGCAUCCAGCGACGUUCGCUUGGCGUCCGUCAUUUCUCCUCCCUGAGCCACGUGGACGAACGCACCGGUAAGGCCACGAUGGUCGACGUAGACGACAAGGAAUCGACCAAGCGCGAAGCCAAGGCACAGGCCACCAUCUACGUGGGCCCUCUGAUCUCCUCCCUGAUCGAGAACAACGAACUGAAGAAGGGCGACGUCCUCUCGAUUGCCCAGAUGGCGGGAAUCGUUGCCGCCAAGAAGACCUCCGAUCUGGUUCCCCUGUGCCACAACAUACCCCUUUCGUCGAUCAAGGUCGAAGCGAGUCUCAAUUCCUUCACCCACGAGGUCAACAUACUGACCAAGGUGAAGUGCGACGGCAAGACGGGGGUCGAGAUGGAAGCCCUGACGGCGGCCUCGAUCGCGGCACUGACCGUGUACGACAUGUGCAAGUCGGUGUCGCACGAGAUUCUCAUCAAGAACAUCAUGCUGGUGGAGAAAACGGGCGGCAAGAGCGACUACUACAAGCUGGCCAACAAACCCAAAGUGGAGAUUAGGAACGACGAUCCGCCGAUCGUCGUCAAGCGAUACAAGACUGAUCCCAUCACAAGCCACGAGGAAUUUGUUCCGACUCACAUUUGAACCAUUUCCUGACUUAAACUAUUUGGAGAACAAGUUUCAAACAACGCACGUGCCUUUGAAUUUAAAAAUGCUGCAUUUUUAUUUCGACCUUAAGAUUCGGUUUGAAUGAAUUUAGGGUGGAGCGGGGCAAGAUGGGUCGCGGGGCAAGAUGGGUCAGUGCCAUUUUCGGGCGCAUUACUCAUGUUUUGAUUAUGUUAAUAAUUUUGUUAGAUGACCAGCAUGAAUAUACAAAAGUUUAGGGCAUUGAUUGAAAAAUUAUUCACUCUCAUUGGAAAUACAAAAUAAAAUGUUUUUUUGCCAUUUUUCUUAUGCGAUACAUUCCAUAUAUUCUCCAUAUAAACGGCCGCGGGGCAAGAUGGGUCACCUUCUAUUUUGAACGUAUUUUUGGAGCAUUCAAAAGUUAUUUAUUUUUUAUUACAAGACUAUCUCAUAAAUGACUUCAAUCAAGCGGAAUAAACGCUCAAAAUUAUAACAUAAAAUUAUGAUAUUUUUUUAGUAAAAACAUCGAUUUUCAAGUCGCCUAAGGACCACUCAAAUCGUAAAGUUUUUUAUAUUCCAAAUAAAUUUAUAAAAUGUUUACUAGUAGCUCUUGUUUACUCAGUAUGGAUAUGGAGCAUAUUUGAAUGCGGAACAAAUCUUAUAUUUUGACGUUUUUCGUUGAGAAAAUGUUAAUUACUUAAAAGGUGACCCAUCUUGCCCCGCACUUUUUUCACGGCACAAAAUCGAUCACUUUUUAAAACUGCUUGUUUAACAUCAUAUUUUGUAUUUAAUGAACUUUUUAUCGACUUUUAGCAUAGCUAACUAGUGUAUUAAAGAGUAGCGGACGAAUGCAAACCAAUCCGAUUUGUAUUUACGAAGUUAUGGUGAUCCAUCCUUAUGCGACCCAUCUUGCCCCGCCCCACCCUACUUACAUUAGCAGGGAAACUCUCACAGCACAAAUUCUAUUGGUAUUAGGUCAUUUGGGGUAAUUUUGACUUGCUACAAGUAGCUAUUUGGAAAAUGAUCAUUCAGAAUUAUGGUAAAGUCAAACCUCAAAAAGAUUAAUGAAACUCAGAUUGUACUAUCUAAGAUUGAUCGUAAGCCAAUUCCUAACCUUAGAAUUAGGUUUUUUGAUACAUUGUAUUGAAUAGUUUAACAAAAUGGUAAUUUGUGUUCGUCAAGAUUAUUCGACAGAAUGGUAGCUUUUCACCGUGAUUCCUUCCCAGUCAAUAAGAUGUUAUUCAGUUUUCGAGAAUAUACGUUAAAUUAUUCAUUGUCUU
Messenger RNA from Aedes albopictus (Asian tiger mosquito), 2885 nucleotides. RefSeq names its product molybdenum cofactor biosynthesis protein 1 (gene Mocs1). Gene Ontology annotation, biological process: Mo-molybdopterin cofactor biosynthetic process. Lineage: Eukaryota; Metazoa; Arthropoda; Insecta; Diptera; Culicidae. Bases 196 to 1626 code for a protein of 476 amino acids. The record is from RefSeq and is a predicted model, not a curated record. Gene Ontology annotation, molecular function: metal ion binding; 4 iron, 4 sulfur cluster binding; catalytic activity. The transcript has 4 exons.